Symbiodinium natans is the source of this 777-nucleotide messenger RNA. NCBI's taxonomy places the organism in Eukaryota, Dinophyceae, Suessiales, Symbiodiniaceae. The record is from the annotation of a GenBank genome assembly.
AUGGCCCGCGGUAUCAUCAAGCACCUGAAGCGCAUGUAUGCGCCCAAGCACUGGAUGCUCGACAAGCUGAGGGGCCGAUGGGCUCCGAAGCCUUCGGCCGGUCCACACAAGCUGCGCGAGUGCAUGCCUCUCAUCGUCAUGCUGCGCCAGCGACUAAAGUAUGCGCUGACCUACCGUGAGGUCAAGAUGAUUGUCAUGCAGCGCUUGAUCAAGGUCGACGGCAAGGUCCGCACCGAUAUGUUCUACCCAGCCGGCUUCAUGGACAUGGUACAGAUUGACAAGACCAAGGAGAACUUCCGGCUCCUCUACAACACCAAGGGGAGGUUUGUCCUUCACAAGGUGGCCAAGGAGGAGGCGCAGUACAAGCUCUGCCGGGUGAAGCGCGUCACGCGCGGCCCGAAGGGCGUUCCCUACGCGCAGACUCACGAUGGCCGAACCAUCCGCUAUCCGGAUCCUGACAUCAAGUCGAAUGACACCAUCCGCCUGGAGUUGGACACAGGGAAGAUCUUGGACCACGUGAAGUUCGAGGUCGGAAACACGGUGAUGUGCAGCGCCGGAAACAACAUUGGCCGCGUGGGCACCAUCACGCAGCGCGAGAGGCAUCCUGGCUCCUUCGAGAUCAUUCACAUCAAGGAUUCCCUCGGCCACGAGUUCAACACUCGGCUGGAGAACGUCUUUGUGAUCGGGAAGGGGAACAAGCCGUGGAUCUCCUUGCCCAAGGGCAAUGGCGUGAAGCUCAGCAUUGUGGAGGACCGAACCCAGCGCAUGAGCAAGUGA